AUGGACGAUUUCACAUUCGGCGCCGACGUAUGGGGUGUAAACGAACCAAUCAAAAUCGAACCCUCCACCAGUGCUCUUGAAGAGCCCACGACACCCCUCGAGUCAUAUUUAACACCAAGAAACCAAUUCGAUGAGUUUGAUGACGAGUUUGGAGAGCCAGCAGAGGCGACUGAGACAGAGGGAGGUGAAGAUGAUUUCGGUGAUUUUGGAGAUUUCGAGGAACCGCAGGAUACACAGGGUGGCUCUACUCAGUUUGGAGACACUGGCUUUUUCGAGACUCCUUCGACAUCGACGUUACCGGAUGCAUGGGAACCACUACGCCUCGAUCCGUUGCCUGGCAGGCAUCAACUAGAGCGGCAUACUAGUGACCUCCUUACAUCCUUAUGGGGUCUGGGUAGUUUAUCUGAUGUUACGACGAGCGACGACAUACGGGAAGCUGAAGGGAUUGCUCAAUUAUUGAUUUACCCAGAAAGCCGCGACCUUUAUAACAACUUGGUCAAAUCUUUGCCUACGAUCAAGCCUCCGAACUGGACGCGGUCGCGAAUAAGGCGACAGCAUCUGAUCUCGCUGGGGGUACCGGUUAAUCUCGACGAGGUCAUGCCCCACGCGAAUGGCAGACCCCUUCCACCUUUGCAGAUCAGUACACGGCCGAUGUCUGCACCUCCAGGUCCCAGACAAGUGCAUGCUGAACUCGGAAGUACUACCAGACCGGGAACACCGCAACUAGGGAACAGACAAGGACCAUCGUUUGGCCCGAAGCCAGAGCUCGAUGAGAGCAAGAUCAUGCAACUCCUCAGCCUCAACCCCGAUAAUCUAUCUCUCCAGCCUCUUCCGGUCCUAGAACGCUAUCUAGCUGAAAUCCGCAGCCAGACGGCGAAUACUUCCGCUGUGUUAACACAUUCGUUGCAAGCGAAAGAUGCUCUGCAGCAGAACUCCGAGACCUAUAACAAGCUGAUCGCCGAGCUAGUUGGUGAAGCACAGAAGAUCAAGACAGGUGCGAAGGUUCGGACGCCCAUACGCAGGGGUAGUGGCAUGGUAUAG
Molecule: messenger RNA, 1041 nt
Organism: Pleurotus ostreatus (oyster mushroom)
Lineage: Eukaryota; Fungi; Basidiomycota; Agaricomycetes; Agaricales; Pleurotaceae
Exons: 3
Coding region: 1-1041 (346 amino acids)
Source: RefSeq, a predicted model, not a curated record